AUGGCGACGGCAGAAGGCGGCGGGGCGGCGGCGGCAGCUGAGCCUCUGCCGCGCUGUGCGGCUGAACGGGGAUCGGCGUCCGUCAGUCACCGCCGGCUGCGCGGGGAAGAAAAGGCGGGGAAUGGAGAUGCUGAGGAGAACAGAAAUGCUUUGUUUGCGUGCAGCUGCUCCCCCGGAGCGUCGUGGCAGGCCUUUGCAGGCCUGGCAGACGUGUCCAUAGCUGAGGACAUCCCGGUGGAAGGGGAGAUCACGGUUCCCGUGGGGUCCCAUUCCCCAGAGGAAGAUUUCUCCACGCUGGAUGAACCCGUCAGGGACACCAUUCUGAGAGAUCUGAAGGCUGUUGGGAAGAAAUUUGUCCAUGUCAUGUAUCCAAGGAAGAGCAGCGCGCUCCUCAGGGACUGGGAUCUUUGGGGGCCUUUGGUGCUUUGUGUCUCACUUGCUCUGAUGCUGCAGGGGGGAUCAGCAGACAGCAAGGAGGACGGAGGGCCCCAGUUUGCUGAGGUCUUCGUCAUCAUCUGGUUUGGUGCCGUUGUCAUCACACUAAACUCAAAGCUCCUGGGAGGAACUAUAUCUUUUUUUCAGAGCCUGUGUGUUCUGGGUUACUGCGUCCUGCCCCUGACGGUGGCGAUGCUGGUGUGCAGGCUGGUGCUGCUGGCAGGCUCUGGCACUGUCAGCUUCAUCGUACGCCUGAUUGUAGUGAUUGCUAUGUUUGCCUGGUCCACGUUAGCAUCCACAGCCUUCCUGGCUGACAGCCAGCCUCCGCACCGCAAGGCGCUGGCCGUGUACCCCAUCUUCCUCUUCUACUUCGUCAUCAGCUGGAUGAUUCUCACCUUCACACCCCAGUGACGUCCGGUCAGAGGAGACUGUGUGACACAGCCUGAAGUCUUGCACGGACGCUGCAGUUGAUGUCGGCUUUGUCUCUUGUUAAUUUGUCUAUGGAGGUGGUCUAACGAGGCUGCUUGUGGGAUAAAGCCAAGAACUGCAAGACUGGUCGCGUGUCCUUGAGAGAGAUGGAAGUCCGGCUACUGAGUUUUUUUUGUUUAAUUAGCCCUGCUCUUUAGUUGUGUUGAAUAAGAAAUGCACACUGUGACAGGGAAUAUUCUGCCUGAGGAACGGAGGGAGAGGUCUUGGGACUUCAGGAGCCUGAUGGUGAAGUUACAGGAUCGCACUGCCUGGCAGGGUUCUUGCUCACGCUUGGAUUCUUGCUCAGGGCAACAUGCCUUACAUUACUGUUAUGUGUUGGGUGGGUAAGGAGGAAUUUGUUUGACUACUGUCCUUUUUUGUUCACUUACAGAGUGGUGAAAUGUAUAUAAAAUGCAUCACAAGACUGCAAGCUUUCACUUUGAAAUCAGAUCUCAGCAAAAAAGAAGUCGGGUCCAGUUUGCUGUUAGCUGGAGCUGGGCAGAAGGGGACUGACUGCCUUUGCUCCUGUUAACGUUCUCUGUAUUUAUUAUCUGCCCUCUUCAGCACCAAGAAGUGUGUUUUAGCCAAAUGUUUCCAACUCUGUGGCAAUGCUGACUAAUCCACACAUCCAGUGAGGGGGGGCUUAAGUAGAUAAUUACCAAUCUUAUUGUGUUCCUCGAGAUUAAGAAGUCCCGGGAAAACAGUGAAGGCUGCUUUGCAGCAGGGCCCUGCCUGAUACUCUGUAUCCAUUAGAGGUGGAAGUAGAAGCGUCUGGGAGUACAGAAUGUAUCUCUGAAAGAUGAUUGAGACGUUGAGAGUUGAAGUGUUUUGAUGGUAAGACAGCAAACCAGGUGUGGGUCUGAAAGUUUUAGAGUGGGUUGGCUGGAGGAAGGAAAAUAAAUCCAGAGAAGGUGGUGGCUGUUAUGAAGCAGGACACAAAUUCUGAUCCAGGUUGCUUGUAUGUGACAUUCAUUUGUUUACAUGGUUGGUGUUUCCACAUAAAUGCAAGCAGAUCUGCGUAUUGUUCCUUUGUACCUAGAAUGAAAUGUGAGAAACUUUUCUAUAUUUUCUUUCUCAACACUUUUUAUAAAAGGAGGGGGGGAGUUUUCUUCUCCAGUAGGACGUCUCCUGCCUGGAGAGCCCUGUGCAAAUGCCUGUCAUUUACAGUUCAGCUUAGGGCUUGGCUGAGGGCUGGCACUUUGUUGCUGAAGAUUGUACAGAAGUUCUUGGUGUUGCCUGCUGUUCUCAGUAAGCAGGCCGAGGGGCAGCUCUGGGGGUGGAAGAGCUGCUGUGAAAAUGUCUUUUUUUUCUUUGUCUGAAAAUGGGCUUUGGAUUUUCUUCUGUACCAAUGCAGGUGGACCCAAAGCUGAUGUAAGCGGGUCCUGUUAAAGUGUAAAUACACCUAAUUUGUAUUUAUGGAGAAGACUGCCCUUUUCUGCUACAAACACUGCAAAUACUUGGUAAUUGGGGUGGGAUUGCUGAACGUGCUGAGCAGCGUGAUGUUGCACUUUGAGAGGGUGGAGAAGAGGAAAGGAAGAAAUCAGGUGCCUGUGGGAGCUCUGGGCUGUUGCAGAGCAGGCGGCAGCGGGCGCCUGGGGCUGAGAGCAGCUGUGCUGCAGGAGGAGCUGUGAUGUUUCGUAUGCUUGGGUGUCAAAUGAGGAUGGGCAUUCUUUUAAACAGCCAUUAAAUUAUUGCUGUUAAGGGA
Messenger RNA from Centrocercus urophasianus (Greater sage-grouse), 2608 nucleotides. It is a transcript of the gene YIPF6, whose product is annotated as Yip1 domain family member 6. Gene Ontology annotation, biological process: endoplasmic reticulum to Golgi vesicle-mediated transport. Gene Ontology annotation, cellular component: trans-Golgi network; membrane. Bases 1 to 846 code for a protein of 281 amino acids. The record is from RefSeq and is a predicted model, not a curated record. NCBI's taxonomy places the organism in Eukaryota, Metazoa, Chordata, Aves, Galliformes, Phasianidae. The transcript has 8 exons.